AUGUCUAAUCCACACAACCAACAAUCCGUCAACUCAACCAAAAAAACCUCAUCACAUGGCAGCACUCCACCAACAACCAGUGGCAUAGCUGAGAACUCCAGCAUUGGAGCUCCGAUUACCACCGGCGUGACCGUUAGUCCAGGGGUUUGGGCACAAAUGCAGACCCUCCUCGCUUUGCUUCCAAUCCAACAAACAGCACCACCUUCUUUGUAUUCCGCAGCUCAAUCAGGUGCUCAAAAUCAGAAUUUGAUAACGUCGGACCAAUCUUUGGGGACUUUUUUGUCAAAACCUGGCUUUGACUACGAUCAAGGUGAAGAAAGCACUCCAGCUUCUGGCCAAGAGAAAGAAUCUCCUGAUGCCAAAGCCGAUCAACCAAACAAGUCAAGCCCCGAUCCAGUCAAUCAAUUCCUAGAGAACAAUCCAGCUUCUGGCCUCAGAGAAGGCAUUUCCGCUGAUUCCCAAGCCGACAAACCAAACAAAUCCGCAAGAUACGAUGAACACCUGCGACUUUAA
Molecule: messenger RNA, 513 nt
Organism: Puccinia triticina
Lineage: Eukaryota; Fungi; Basidiomycota; Pucciniomycetes; Pucciniales; Pucciniaceae
Exons: 2
Coding region: 1-513 (170 amino acids)
Source: RefSeq, a predicted model, not a curated record